AUGGCUCGGUACUACUGCGACUACUGUCAUGCUUAUCUGACGCAUGACUCGCUGAGUGUGCGGAAAUCGCAUUUGAUCGGCAAGAAUCAUAUUCGGCUGACCGCAGAUUACUACUAUAAUAAAGCCCAGCAACAGGCAAAGCCAUUUUUGUUUCCAAAGGUUCGUUCGCGCCCUCAGGGGGGUAUCCAGCUUCCAGCACAGCGGCGCACACUGCACUGUGAGACUAAUCGCGUGAAGAGGCAGCGCCGGCUGAUCCAUCAGGUAGCGCCAGCGGCCACGCCGCUGCGGGAACUGUACGCACACUCGCCUGGCUUUCACAAGGUAUUCACUCCGGAAUGCCGUCUAGAUGUUGGGGACACUCUGCGUGUCAGCAAGCUUCCUCAGCGUGCAAACCAAAAGGUCAAGACUGCGGCCCCGGCCGCCGGUCGCAGCGAGGUGUAUGCGCCUCGGUACGCUGCAAACCCAGUAUUGCCGCCACCUUCAGCGCUCACACUUUGGGGAGGGAACAUUUCCAAUAACAGCAAUAUAUACGCAGCAGACGAAACGCUGCUGAGAACUGUGUCCAAGGUCCGCGAGAAGCUGACCUCUUCGCGUACGGAGAAGGUCGGCAGGACCAUGCAGUCCAUACGACGUCACUAG
Molecule: messenger RNA, 639 nt
Organism: Eremothecium gossypii ATCC 10895
Lineage: Eukaryota; Fungi; Ascomycota; Saccharomycetes; Saccharomycetales; Saccharomycetaceae
Gene: YHC1
Product: Yhc1p
Exons: 1
Coding region: 1-639 (212 amino acids)
Biological process (GO): mRNA 5'-splice site recognition; mRNA splicing, via spliceosome; spliceosomal snRNP assembly
Cellular component (GO): U1 snRNP; nucleus
Molecular function (GO): pre-mRNA 5'-splice site binding; zinc ion binding
Source: RefSeq, marked provisional